Paraglomus brasilianum is the source of this 2490-nucleotide messenger RNA. Lineage: Eukaryota; Fungi; Glomeromycota; Glomeromycetes; Paraglomerales; Paraglomeraceae. The record is from the annotation of a GenBank genome assembly.
AUGUCUGUAGUCAAUGAUCAACCAGGUGAAUCAAAGGUAUCAGGACUAGUCGACGGGAAGAAUGGCAUCGAAUACGUAGAACAUGAAGAGAAGGAUAUUGCCAUUCAAGAUGAUCCACAUAACUGGUCAAGAAGAAAGAAAAGCCUUAUUCUGGCAACGAUAUCUGCUGCUGGAAUGAUAAACAUACUGUCAAAUGAAAUACUUUACCCCUCGUUGCCAACAAUAAAGAAUGAAUUCGAUACAACACAAACGGUGGCGAAUUCUCUAAUCGGAGUGUAUAUUCUGAGCAUGGGAAUAUGUCCACUCGGUUGGGCUGCAUACUCGGAUAAACAUGGAGCAAGACGUAAUGUUUAUCUCUUGUCAUCUGCAACAUUAGUUAUUGCAUCGACAGUUUGCGCUCUGUCACCAAACAUCUGGCUGUUGAUUAUUAUGAGAGCACUACAAGCAUCUGGGGCAUCGGCAGUGCAGAGCGUUGGAGCCGGAACGCUAAGUGACAUAUACAGAGUUGAAGAUCGUGGAACUGCAUAUGGAAUUCAAUUCGGAGGAGUAUUACUUGCUCCACUGGCGGGACCAGUCAUUGGCGGUUAUAUUGACGAAUACUUGGGAUGGAGGUGGAUUUUCUGGCUGCUCGUCAUUCUUGGAACGCUCUUGUUCGGAGUAAUGUUUUUCCUACCAGAAACAUAUAGAAUACCAAACGAAUCAGAAAAGUGUAUAGAGGGUAGCGAAGAAAGAGAGGACGAGAGACUACCAGUGACAUGUAACGAUGUGAUCAACUAUGAACUAGAAAAGCAAGAGGACCUGAAUGAGACAAGAAAAAACGAUAAUCAAAUUCGUAUUGACAUCCCUCUAGAUAUGUCUAAAGCAUCCAUGAAUCCGUCAUCUCCAACCUCUCCUACCACGACUCUUUUCUCUUCAUCCCCAACAUCUACUACCAUUGCUCCAACAUCUCCAACCACUAACCUUUCACCCUCGGCUCUUACAUUUCCUACAACUCUUCCGACUUGCUCAUCUCCAACACUCCCGCCCCAGCCUAAAAAAAAGCAUAAUCGGUUAUCUUCCAUAUUUCUCUUCCUAUCACCUCUCCGCCUACUGCGUUAUCCGAAUGUCGCACUCGUGGUCGCAUGCAUCUCCAUAUUGUUUUCCACGGGAUACACGCAAGACACACUUGUGUCGGCUACGUUUCAAGUUGACCAUUAUUCUUUAUCACCUUCCACAUCAGGGUUUGUAUUUUUAUCUAGCGGGUCAGGAUACAUCAUAGGAAGCGUGUUGGGCGGAAAGUACACGGAUAUGAUGCUUGCAAGGCAGACAAGGAAGAACAACGGAGUGCAAUACGCAGAAAUGAGAUUGAAAAGCGCAUGGUUGGGAGCCAUCUUCUUUCCGGUAGCUAUUAGUGCUUAUGGCUGGUGUGUAGAGAAAAGUGUGUUCAUUGCAUGGCCUCUGCUUGCUAUGUUUUUUGAUGGCAUAAGCAUGUUUCUAAUAACUUCAAGUAUGGUGUCUUACCUGAUUGAUGCAUUUCCUGGACUGUCAGCAUCAGUUAUGUCGGUCAACAUUUGUCUGCGGUACAUCUCCGCUUCUGUAAUGUCUAUCAUUGCUACUCCAAUAAAAGAUGCAAUUGGCAAUGGGUGGCUAUUUACGAUACUAGGUUGUCUUGAGAUCUUGGGAGCUUGUCUGCUGACAGUUACAUAUUUUAAGGGCAGAGAGUGGAGGGAGAAGAUUAACAUGAGGGAAAAGGUGAAAGAGGAUGAAAGGGGUUAUGGUAAAGAGCUGUGGGAUACACAUUCAACCCAGAUAAAGAGGAGUGCUGUGUUAGAACGUGUGCAGAAAAAACAACAUGCAUCUCACAUAAAAUUGAAUGUCUAUUCUGACAUUCAUACUAGUGAUAUAAUCACAAAAUAUGAGAAGAGCUCAGACAAGGAUAAUGAAGAAGGCAUAAUUGAUUUUGAUACAAUUUCCUUUGAUACAUGGACAGAAACUGGCAAGAGUAAUGAAGGAUGGAAAUUGAAGAGUAGUAAAAUGAGGUAUUCGAAGGAGGAGCUGAGACAAGUGAUUCACCAGGCAAUUAUGACAGUGAAAAAGUUUUACAAGCUGAACUUGGAAAAGUAUCUAAAACUACUUGAAAUUCCUUUGAAGUUUGAUGAUGCAUAUGAAGAGAAGAAAACUGCUUCUGAUUUGACAUGGAAUAAUCUGGAAAUGGGGAGAACAUUAGAACCUGAAGCAUAUAACUAUUUUAUGGAUCCAGCAGAACAUAUUAAUAUGAAAGUAACAGCCCCUCCACUUAUUAAGGAUAAGUGUGGUGAGUUUGUUUUUAAUUUCAUAGACAGUAUUAUGGAUAUUCUGAAUUAUAAAGGUUUACACAAUAAGAGCUGGAAGGAAUCUAACAAGAAAUCACAGAAGUUGCAGGAGGCAUGUUGUGGGGAAACAUUAAUAAGAGAGUUGCUAAAUGUACCAGAAGAACAACAGCAACAAUUGAAGUACAGCACAAGAUAUUAA